Messenger RNA from Suillus bovinus, 1707 nucleotides. Its product is annotated as cytochrome P450. Gene Ontology annotation, molecular function: monooxygenase activity; iron ion binding; heme binding. The record is from RefSeq and is a predicted model, not a curated record. The coding region runs from base 1 to 1707 and encodes 568 amino acids. The transcript has 16 exons. Lineage: Eukaryota; Fungi; Basidiomycota; Agaricomycetes; Boletales; Suillaceae.
AUGAUUACACCAGGAAUCUCUUUCCUUAGUCGCAUAGUCGCAUCGACAAGCUCUAUAUGCUUUGGCACUGUCUUCUUAGCGCGCUUGGCGACAAAGUCGGGUAUAUCCUUGCCACCAUGGAUUUUGCUACUGGGUGCGACCAGUAGUUUACCCAUCGGGUUUGCAUUGCGCAUUCUGUACGUCGGCAUUAUGCGCCGCCGACAAGCUGCAAGGAUGGGUGCCUGCCUUGCGUCCCCUCUUAGGGGCAAACGAUUCGGUAAUCUCGACAUCAUGCUCGCACUGGUCCAUCAAUUCAACAACGGUUAUCCUGGUGAUGGAAUGGCAGAGAUCGUUGCAGAGACAGGAACGUGCUUUAACUUUCGUGUCAUGUUCGAGGACGCCAUAUUUACCGUGGAACCCAGCCACAUCAAGACCAUCUUAGUAUCCGAUUUUGAAAACUACGUCAAAGGGGAUAAGUUUAAGAAUUCGAUGUCAAGUGUCCUCGGAACGGGUGUCUUCAAUUCUGACGGUGAAAUGUGGAAAUUCCAUCGUUCUAUGACAAGGCCUUUCUUCAGCCAUGACCGAAUAAGUCACUUCAAUAUCUUUGAUCUUCAUGCAGAAAACGCCAUUUCCCAGCUGAAAGCACGUUUCCGUUCUGGAUAUCCCGUCGACGUCCAGGACUUGAUGUCACGUUUCACGCUUGACUCCGCCACGGAAUUUUUAUUCGGAAAUUGCGUGCAUAGUCUUUCCGCAGGACUACCUUACCCGCAUAACAUUGCAACAACGGAAGCCCUUUCUAAGAAAGCAAAGAUAGCUGAAGACUUUGCUCAGGCGUUUGCCGAUGCACAGACAAUUAUUGCCCAGCGUCCCCUCAAAGCACCUAUGCGAACCGUGAACUCGUUCAUUGAUCCGAUUUUGAAAGAGGCUAUUGCCAAGAAGCAGUCGCAUGCCAGUGGAGAAAAGAAUCUUGAUAACGAAGAUGCGACAUUACUGGACUAUCUUGUACAGACGACUGACAGAGACGAGAUCCUGAACAUCCUGAUCGCCGGAAGGGACACGACUGCUGGGACGCUUACUGUUGCCCUGUAUUUGCUUUCCACGCACCCGCAUGUGAUGACCCGCCUGAGAGAGGAGAUCAUGACAAAGGUUGGACCUACUGACAGGCCGACUUACGAUCACAUCCGUGAUAUGAAGUACCUUCGUGCUGUUAUUAAUGAAACUAUGAGGCUUUUUUCUCCUGUACCUUUCAAUGUUCGCGAAAGUGUCAACGCAUCCACUCUACCUGCAACCGGUCAAUUGAAUAAGCCAAUAUAUGUCCCCCCAAAGACAAGGUACAGUAGUGGUUUUCUCUCAGAAUUUCCAAAAAAAGAUCUUUGGGGCCCUGAUGCUGAUGAGUUCGAUCCGGACCGCUUCCUCGAUGAACGGCUGCAUAAAUAUCUUACGCCUAAACCUUUCAUCUUCCUCCCCUUCAACGCCGGCCCCCGCAUCUGCCUUGGACAACAGUUUGCUUACAACGAGAUGUCAUUCAUGCUCAUCCGCCUCCUCCAAUCCUUCUCUUCUCUCACUCUCCACCCCGAAGCGCAACCCCCAGGCACUCUUCCGCCCGCUGACUGGGCUCAAGCAGAAGGUCGUAAAUCGCGCGAACAGUUCUGGCCGAAAGUACAUUUGACGAUCUAUGCUCAUGGCGGCCUAUGGGUUCGCAUGACUGAAGCUGAGAAGGCUGAUUGA